Messenger RNA from Austrofundulus limnaeus, 2057 nucleotides. Its product is annotated as gastrula zinc finger protein XlCGF57.1. Lineage: Eukaryota; Metazoa; Chordata; Actinopteri; Cyprinodontiformes; Rivulidae. The record is from RefSeq and is a predicted model, not a curated record. Gene Ontology annotation, molecular function: DNA-binding transcription factor activity, RNA polymerase II-specific; RNA polymerase II transcription regulatory region sequence-specific DNA binding. Bases 100 to 1638 code for a protein of 512 amino acids. The transcript has 2 exons. Gene Ontology annotation, cellular component: nucleus. Gene Ontology annotation, biological process: regulation of transcription by RNA polymerase II.
UUUCAGGAACUAGCUUGCAGGACAGAGCAUGAAGCUAAGCUCACGCUGUGAAAGUUAUCUUUUGAUGUUUAAAGUUGACAAUUGGUUUAAAACCGACUUAUGUGGACUAAAGAGUCUCUUGUAACGGCAAGCAGUCAACAAGUGUUCCCUGCAGAUGUUCUGCAGAUAGUGCUGAUUAAAGAAGAAGCUCAAGAAGAAUGGAGCCCUCAUCUAGACCAGCAGGAGCCAGAAGCCCUCAACAUAAAGGAGGAAGAGGAGGAACUGUGGACCAGUCCAGAGGGAGAGCAGCUCACUGUGAAGGAGGAGGAUGAUGCCACCAGCUUUUCAUUCACAAUAGUUCAUUUUAAGAGUGAGGAUGAUGAAGAGGAAGCUUCAUUCUCACAGCUUUAUCAGCACCAAGUGGAAGACGGAGAUUAUCCAAGCUGCAGUUCAACUUACCAGAUGACAGCAGCAACUGAUGGAGAGGACUAUGUUGGAGCAGAAAUUACUUGGAACCCAGACCAAAACACUUCUGAAAGUGAUUCCAUGUCUUCAGAGACUGAUGUCAGUGAGGAUGAUGAAGACAAGUCUGAUGAAGAGGAUGAGUCAGACUCUGAUCUGAAAUCAUCGUCAGACUCUGAGUCCACAUCUGAACACAGUGACGACGACGGGAACGGGGCACCUGUAAACACCUUCGACAAAUCACUUCGCUGCUCUGAGUGUGGUGAACACUUCCUUAACAAGUUGUCCCUUCAGGGACACACGUGUGCUUCGUUGGUGACGUCUUCAAGCUGUUUGGUUAAAAACAAACGUGUUACUGUGAAGAAAAAUUCAGUUACGUCUGAUGAUUGUGGCAGAAGACUUGCAUGUAAAGGAGAGCUAAACACACACAAGAGAAUCCAUACAGGAGACAAACAAUUUUCUUGUUUGUUUUGUGGUCAAAGGUUUUGUAAUAGGCCAGCUUUGAGUACACACAUGAGAAUCCACACAGACAAAAACUCAUUUAUUUGUUUGGUUUGUGGACUCAAGUUUAGACAUAGGCCAAGUUUGAGUAGACAUAUGAGAGUUCACACAAAUAAGAAACCAUUUCCUUGUUCGGUGUGUGGACAAAAGUUUGGACAUGAGGCAAAUUUGAGAUGUCAUAUGAAAAUCCACACAGAAAAUAAGUCAUUUUGUAGACAAAAAGUUAUCCAAAAGACAGAUUAUUACGAAUACAUUCAAGUUCACUCAGAUCUGAAAAUAUUUUCUUGUUCAGCUUGUGGACAAAGACUUAGACACAGGUCAAGUUUGAGCAGACACAUGAAAAUGCACAAGGGGGAGAAAAUGUAUCCCUGUGAUAAAUGUGGAGAAAUGUUUAGCCUAAUAACCAAUUUAAACGCGCACAUGCAAAUUCACACAGAGGAGAAAGAUUUCCCCUGUUGUUUUUGUUGCCAAAUAUUUAGCCAAAAGCUACUUUUAAACAAGCACAUAAAAACCCACACAGAGUUUAGCCCAUUUCCUUGUUCAGUUUGCGGGAAAAGGUUUAGACACAGGUCCAGUUUGAGCAGACACAUGAAAAUGCACCAAGAACAGAAACCGUUCCUUUGUAAAACUUGUGGAAUAGUGUUUGACCAAAAAACAAAAUUAAACGCACACAUGCAGCUCCAUGCAGGGGAGUAACUGUUUCUUUGUGUGGUUUAUGGAGAAACAUUUAGACAAAGAUAAGUUUACAUGAACACAUGAGAAUUCACACAGGAAAUGAGCAAUUUGCAACAACUUGUAAAACAUGAACUCUGCACGCCAACACUAAAAACUUGUAUAAUAACCUGAAAUGUCAUCAUAAACUGGAGUAAAAGGGAAGCUGGAAAAUGUGGACCAAGGUCACGACAUUGGUGUCUCCAGUCAGUCUGUCCCUAAAGAUCUGAAAGAAAUAGUUUGAAUUUGUUCUCUUUCAAAACAAGUCUUUCCAUGUGUUUGCUUUUUCAAAAAAAUUCAAUGUUCCCACAGAGCAGGUGGUAUACAGUAUAACAAAGUAUCUCUGUAUUUCUCAAACAUUUGAUAGAUUUUUUCCCUCACUGUUCAAUAAAAGUUUAAAUAUC